GUUGUGUAUCUUUUUGGAUCAGUUCCGGUGGUAAAUAGCGGGCGCAGCCAAUAAAUCCUCGGGAUCCGUCCUAGGCGAACAACGGACAGAGACAAACGGGACAAACUACUUCAAGCCUAAUGAAAAAGUAGCCAGAAGAACCCAGCCAUGGCAUCAACAAGUCUUCGAAAGGCAUUCCGCUAUCCUGAUGAUUCAGACGAGGACAACGAGCAUGUCCGCGAGGAGUUUGACGAAGAAGAGCAGGAUCGAAUGAUAGAUCAGUUAAGAAUGAUAGAUGACAGACGAAACUCAUAUUACAGUAUACGUUUUGCUGCCAUCCCCCUUCUCUCUGGCUUCAUAUAUAUCCCUCCAAUGCUGUCGGGAUUCUCGAGCCUGCAUGAACAGUGUUUGUCUUUUAUAAGCGUCAUAUCAUUACUUGCUACUGCCUAUAUCAUGAAGCAUCUCCCGCUCCAACACCCAGAUCCCAUGGGCAAGAUAUCAGAUAAUAGGGCCCGUGUCAAAUCAUGCCUUGUGAUUGUGAAUGCUAUAGUCUGUACGCUUCUGACGCUGAUCUAUGCUUUCUAUCCAAUGGCAGAGACAAGGCUCAAAGUCCAAUCAUUCAGAUAUUUGAUUCCAGGAGCGAUGUUUGUCGCUAUCUUGAUCGCACGCAAGGUCAUGCUUUCAGUUGACCUCAAGGAGCUUGAGAAUCUCCGUUACAUGUACAAAGGAGCAUAG
Molecule: messenger RNA, 714 nt
Organism: Aspergillus heteromorphus CBS 117.55
Lineage: Eukaryota; Fungi; Ascomycota; Eurotiomycetes; Eurotiales; Aspergillaceae
Exons: 5
Coding region: 148-714 (188 amino acids)
Source: RefSeq, a predicted model, not a curated record